Macrosiphum euphorbiae (potato aphid) is the source of this 669-nucleotide messenger RNA. The record is from the annotation of a GenBank genome assembly. Lineage: Eukaryota; Metazoa; Arthropoda; Insecta; Hemiptera; Aphididae.
AUGCAGUCAACUAUGGAGUCAGAUCGGACCUGGGAUAAACGCAUAUCUGACAUCGAGUGCCAUUUGAAUAAUGCUUAUAACAAAACAAUAGGUGAUACACCUUUUCAGGUGUUAUAUGGAUAUUAUCCAAGUUUUAGGGACGGAGUGUUGCAGCAUGUGACUACAAACGAGGUAUGGGACUCUGCAGUAGAGAUUCAAAACAAAAUCCGAGAACGCAUAUCUAGAAAACAUCAGCAAUGGAAGCAACGGUACGAUUCUAAGCAUGUCAAGCCAACAGGUUAUGAGGUUGGAGAAGUGGUGUUCAUAUGCAGACCACCAGAAGCCACAGGGGAGUCAACAAAAUUGCAGUUCAAAUACCGUGGCCCACUGGUAGUGACUGAGGUAUUACGUAAUGAUGUGUAUCGAGUGGCAGGGCUACGUGUCGCGGCGGGAAAACGUUAUGUGACUGUCGUUCACGUUUCACAUAUUAAGGGAUAUCAUCUACCAGCAAAUGAGGAACCAAACGAAGACUCAACAAUAAUGGGGCAUGAUGAAGAAGACAUGAAGCAUGAUGAAGAAGACAGACCACGAGAUUUACCCAAUACCGAAAAGAUAGAAUCAAGGCAGUCAGAAGUAAAAGACAAACAAUCCAAACGUGUAAAGAAAACACCAGCUUGGCAUUCAUCAUAA